GUCCAAUUAUGCGCAGGGUCUCCCCAUCCCCGGUGUUGUCUACUAUAGUAGGGUUGGGGUUUAGGUCUCUACAUUCUGCGUUUUCCCACGGCUUGCCUCGCUUCUUUCCUACAGGAUGGCCGCUCCAGACGACGAACCAGACUCCUAUCAAAGUGACCCCGAUACCCCUUCAUCGCAUGCGGACGAUGAUGACGACGAAUACAACGAGCAAGGCCUCGCUGCCCCUUCAGCAAAAUUCUACAAACUCUUCUUCGAAGAUCGGUACUUCCAUGGGCAGUAAAACGAAACAAACGAGUUUGUCUUUCGGCCUCGAGCCCGUCAGGAACAUGAGCACCAAGACGACCAAGUCUCCCGCUACCAAGCCCACCAAGGCCUCAUCUUCCAAGGCGGGCACGGGCAAGGCUGUGGAGGAAAUAUAUCAACGGAAGACGCAGCUCGAACAUAUCCUCCUCAGACCCGAUACCUAUAUCGGAUCUGCCGAGUCUGCCGAAGUGUCAAUGUGGGUUUUUGAGAACGAAGCCAUGGUAUAUCGAACGGUCCAUUUCGUGCCGGGCUUAUACAAGAUCUUCGACGAGAUCCUCGUCAAUGCAGCCGACAACAAGGUCAGAGAUCCAAGUAUGGACCAGAUCAACGUUACCAUCGACAGGGAAAACAACGAGAUCAGCAUCAUGAACAACGGGCGAGGCGUACCGGUCACUAUGCACGCCAAGGAGCAAUUAUAUGUUCCUGAGCUCAUAUUUGGCAACCUGCUGACAUCAUCAAACUACGAUGACGAUGAGAAGAAGGUUACGGGAGGUCGAAAUGGAUACGGCGCAAAACUUUGUAACAUCUUCAGCACCCAGUUCAUAGUCGAGACCUCAGAUAGUGAGUCCGGGAAGAAGUUUCAUCAGAUUUUCAAAGACAAUAUGAGCAACAAAUCCAAGCCAAAGAUUACGGCUGCCGCAAAGCAUGACUACACCAAGAUCACUUUCAAACCCGACCUGAAGAAGUUCGGUCUAAAGGAACUGGAUGACGACAUCAUAGCCGUGUUAACGAAACGGGUCUACGAUAUCGCGGGGGUUCUUCCUGGCGUGAAAGUUACUCUGAACAAGGAACGCAUAAAGAUCAAGAAUUUCAAGGAGUAUGUUAAACUCUAUCUGGACAGCGUCUUCGGAGAUGCCCCUGCGAAGCCUACCAUCGUUUAUGAGAAAGCCGACCCUCGGUGGGAAGUUGCCUUUGCCGUGAGUGAUGGGCAGUUUCAGCAGGUCAGCUUCGUCAACAGCAUCUGCACGUCGAAGGGCGGAACGCAUGUGUCCAUGAUUGCGGAUCAACUGGUGCAAAAGCUGAACGAACAUCUGAAGAAGAAGAACAAAGGCGAGGGUUUCAAACCACAACAGAUCAAGAGCCAUAUCUGGGUCUUCGUCAACUGCCUCGUCGAAAAUCCCAGCUUCGAUUCCCAAACAAAAGAGAAUCUCACCCUGAAAGCCUCCAAGUUCGGAUCAAAGUGCGAACUCAGCGAAGAGUUCAUGAAGAAAGUCCUCAAGUCGGGGAUCGUGGAUAACGUCUUGGCAUAUGCCAAGCUGAAACAAGCGAGUCAGCUGAAGCAGACGGACGGAACGAAGCGGGCUCGGUUAUCGGGUAUUGCCAAGUUGGACGACGCCAACAACGCGGGAACGAAGAACGGGCAGAAAUGCACAUUGAUUCUGACGGAGGGAGAUUCUGCCAAGGCGCUUGCUAUCAGCGGGCUGGGCGUAGUCGGGCGAGACAACUAUGGUGUUUUCCCGCUACGGGGCAAACUGUUGAAUGUUCGCGAAGCAUCGCAUAGUCAACUUAUGCAGAAUGCUGAGAUCAAUAACAUCAAGCAGAUUUUGGGGCUGAAGUCUGAUAAGACCUAUACGUCGACGGAGAGUUUGCGUUAUGGGCAUGUUAUGAUCAUGGCUGAUCAGGACCACGAUGGAUCUCACAUCAAAGGAUUGGUCCUCAAUCUGUUCGACCAGUUCUGGCCCAGUCUCUUGAAGAACCCCGGCUUCAUGCGUCAAUUCAUCACCCCAAUCGUUAAGGUGACAAAAGGCUCAAAAGAAAUCAGCUUCUUCAACAUCCCUGAAUACGAAAGCUGGAAACAGGCCAACCACGACGGCCGCGGUUGGCAUAUCAAGUACUACAAGGGUCUGGGAACGAGCACCGCGGCGGACGCGAAGAAGUACUUUGGACGCAUGAACGACCACAUGAAGCCGUUUGCAACCGCCAAAGACGAAGACCGGCAGUUGCUCGAGUUGGCGUUUUCAAAGAAGAAGGCGGAUGAUCGGAAGGAGUGGUUGAGUAACUUGACCCCCGGCACGUUCAUGGACCAUAGCGUGCGGCAGAUCCCUAUCAGCGAUUUCGUCAACAAGGAGUUGAUUCUUUUUUCUAUGGCGGAUAAUGUGCGGUCGAUACCGUCGCUUAUUGACGGGUUCAAGCCUGGGCAGCGGAAGAUUAUGUUUGCCUGCUUCAAGCGGAACCUGACCAAGGGAGAGAUCAAGGUCGCCCAAUUGUCCGGCUACGUCGCCGAGCAUUCGGCGUACCAUCACGGCGAAGCCUCGCUUCAGUCGACCAUCAUCGGUCUCGCCCAAGACUUCGUGGGAAGCAACAACCUCAACCUCCUCGAGCCUCGCGGUCAGUUCGGAACGCGGCUACAGGGUGGGAAAGACCACGCGCACGCCCGUUACAUUUUCACCAAACUCUCCGAUGUGACCCGCCUCCUCUACCACCCUGCCGACGACAAGCUGCUCACCUACCUCAACGAGGAGAACAUUAGUAUCGAGCCGGAGUGGUACAUCCCCAUCCUUCCCCUCGUCCUCGUCAACGGCGCAGACGGGAUCGGUACGGGGUGGAGCACCAACAUCCCCAACCACAAUCCGCGGGACAUUGUGGAGAACCUGCUGAGACGGCUGGAUGGGAAGGAAUUUGUGCCCAUGCAUACGUGGUACCGCGGGUUCAAAGGCGGAGUCGAGUUUAUUGGCGACAAGUACAAGAUCUCGGGGGUUUUGAAUAAACUUGACGAUACGACCGUGGAGAUUACCGAGCUGCCGCUUGGGUCGUGGACACAGACCUACAAAGAGUUUCUGGAGGGGCUUGUGGCGGGCACGGACAAGGUUCCCGCUUCCAUCAAGGACUACAAGGAGUACCACACCGACACGUCCGUGCAUUUCGUGGUGCAGAUGACACCGGAGCAGAUGGCAAAAGCGGAGCAGGAGGGCCUCGAGAAGAAGUUCAAGAUGGCCACGACCAAAUCGGUCAUGAACAUGGUUUUGUUUGAUAAGGAUGGGAGGUUGAGGAAGUAUGAGAGUGUGCAGGAGAUCUUGGAGGAGUUUUACGAGCUACGGUUGGAGUAUUAUGAGAAGCGGAAGGCGUACCUGACAGCGAAACUAAAAAGCGAGCUAAACAAGCUCUCUAACCAAGUCCGUUUCGUCCUGGAAGUCAUCCAAGGCGACCUGAUUGUGCACAACCGCAAAAAGGCGAAUGUCGUGCAGCAGCUCCGGGCAAGGAAGUACUCGCCGUUGGGGAAGGAUGGGGAGGAGAUGAAGGUUGGGGAUGAGAGUACUGAGAGUGGCGGGGAGGCGGAGGAGGGCGGGGCGGCUGCGGCGGGUGGGCAUGGGUAUGAUUAUUUGCUGAGCAUGCCGAUUUGGAAUUUGACGAUGGAGAAGGUCCAAAGAAUGACGUCAGACCGCGAUGAAAAGCAAGCCGAGCUCAACACCCUCCUCGACACCAAAAUUCAAGACCUAUGGCGCCGCGACCUGGACGCGUUCAUGGUCGAAUGGGAC
Messenger RNA from Fimicolochytrium jonesii, 3779 nucleotides. Its product is annotated as DNA topoisomerase. Gene Ontology annotation, cellular component: nucleus. The transcript is spliced from 9 exons. NCBI's taxonomy places the organism in Eukaryota, Fungi, Chytridiomycota, Chytridiomycetes, Spizellomycetales, Powellomycetaceae. The record is from RefSeq and is a predicted model, not a curated record. Gene Ontology annotation, molecular function: ATP binding; DNA topoisomerase type II (double strand cut, ATP-hydrolyzing) activity; DNA binding. Gene Ontology annotation, biological process: sister chromatid segregation; DNA topological change; resolution of meiotic recombination intermediates. The annotation marks the transcript as partial.